Messenger RNA from Condylostylus longicornis, 757 nucleotides. It is a transcript of the gene mRpS26, whose product is annotated as probable 28S ribosomal protein S26, mitochondrial. NCBI's taxonomy places the organism in Eukaryota, Metazoa, Arthropoda, Insecta, Diptera, Dolichopodidae. The transcript has a single exon. Gene Ontology annotation, cellular component: mitochondrial small ribosomal subunit. Bases 69 to 683 code for a protein of 204 amino acids. The record is from RefSeq and is a predicted model, not a curated record.
AGAAACAUUUUGUUUUUAUUUGUUUACUUUAUUUAAAUACAAUUUAAGUAUUAAAAAUAUUAAGCAAAAUGCUUCGGUAUUUAAUUAUCAAUAAAACUAUCCAAAAUUUGGAAAAUAAUCUAUUGGGUGUACAAUUUCUUCGUUGGAGAAGAAAACCUAGAUGGCUUCCAGUAGCUAAAAGUAAAGAAUUUAGAAUUCCGGAACGUCCAAAACAAUCAGAAGAAGAAAAAUUGGAAUUAAUGAGGUUGCAUAACCAAUAUAGAACUCAAAUGCGUUCAGUUCGUUCAUAUUUGAUUAAAGAAUGGGAAGCAAAUAAACAAAAAACUACUUCAGAUCAUGUUUAUAUUACACCAGAAGAAGCCGAAAAAGAAUUUCAAAUGAGAAUGCAAUUAAAUAAUGAAUGGAAUAAAACAAUAUCUAUUGAACGAGAGGAAAAGCUUCGUAUUGAAUUGAAAGCAAAAGAGGAACUUAUUAAAAAUAAAUUGGAAAAUGCAGAAUAUUACAUAGAAAGGAAACGGGAGCAAGCCCGGGAAGAAGUUUUAGAGCAAAUUGAACUAGCAAAAACUUUUAUUACAAGAGAAAAUUUAGAGGCUAAAAUUGAAGAAAUCCUAGCUAAUCCAGUCAAUCAUAAUUUCUGUGUUGAUUUAGAAAAGAAUAUUCAUAGAGAAAUGGACAAAAAUUAAAUUGUAUUUAAUUAUUGUAAUAAAAAUGCAAAAUAACUUUUUUAAAUCAAUAAAAUAUUUAUAAUUCUAACAUA